CCUCCACACUUGGCAUAUUGGCGGCUUGUAAACAUCGUUGCUAAUGAAUCCGUGAUCUGUGCCAACUAAAAAGUACUUCAUUGUUAUUAAAAUUAGUGCCACGGUUAACAGACAACAACUAUGGGUGUAAAUCGGAGUCCUUCACCCAAUCGGUCACGAUCUGCGAGUGCUGAAUCGAACAGAUCUGCACAUUCUAAUGCUAGUGCAGGUUCCGGAUCACGAUCGCGCUCACGUAGCCGAUCGCGUUCCGGGUCCGGCAGUCCAGGCACAAACAGGUCAAGAUCUCAAUCAAGAUCAAGAUCCAGAUCAGGAAGUGCUGGCAGUAGAAGAUCAAGUGCACAUUCGGGGAGAAGCGGAUCAAAAUCGCCUUCACAACAUAGUGGAAGUCGAAGUAGAAGUGGCAGCAGAUCAAGAAGUGCUGGGUCAAAUGUUAGCAGAGCAUCAAAUCAGUCAAGAUCUAGAUCUAGAAGUCGUUCUAGAUCACGAUCACGUUCUGGUAGUGCUCAUUCCAAUAGAAGUAAUCGCAGUGGACAAUCUGCAAGAAGUGGGUCUAGAAGUCCAAGAAGUCAAAGAAGUAGGAGUAGAAGCAGGUCAAAAUCAGCCGCAUCAAGAAGUAGAUCUCGUUCAAACACACCGAAUGAUGCUUCCACAAAAAAUAAAUCACCAGCAAAAGGUUCCGACAGCGAGAACGAAGACAAAGGCGCCGACGCUGCUGAUUUAUUCGGUGAUGCUGAUGAUAUCAGCUCAGAUGAAGACAAAGCAAAAGAAGCCGCACCAGCUAGAGACGAAAGAAGCGAUGAUGAAGAAGCUAGACCCGAGCCAAUGCAACAAGAUGACCGCUCGGAUAGAUCAGCAGAUGAAGAAGACGCAGAGAAGAAAGAUGAAGAAAAAGAAGAGGAACAAGAAGUCGCUCCGGAAACAAGAAUCGACGUGAAAAUACCGAAGAUUUCCUGUGAUUUAGGCAAAGAAAUUCAUUUCGUCAAACUACCAAACUUCUUGUCCGUUGAAACGCGUCCGUUUGAUCCUGACACAUACGAGGAUGAAAUCGACGAGGAAGAAACACUAGAUGAGGAAGGCCGAGCUCGAUUGAAGCUAAAAGUUGAGAACACCAUACGCUGGCGUGAGGAUAUAAACAAAGAAGGCGAUACAAUUAAACAAUCAAAUGCGCGAUUGGUUCGUUGGUCGGACGGGUCGCUGAGUUUACAUCUAGGCUCGGAAAUAUUCGAUGUGUAUAAACAACCACUGCAGGGUGAUCAUAAUCAUUUGUUUAUCCGACAGGGGACGGGUUUGCAAGGCCAGGCUGUGUUUAGGACUAAGCUAAGUUUCAGACCACACUCUACAGAGAGCUUCACGCAUCGCAAGAUGACGCUGUCGUUGGCGGAUCGCUCGCAGAAAACAAGCGGGAUUAAAAUUCUCUCACAAGUGGGGAUUGAUCCUGAUAAAGAUAAGAAAACAUUGUUGAAGAAAGAAGAAGAAAAACUUAGGCAGACUUUCCGACAAACAAAACCACGCAAACGCGGUGAUGGUAGUCGCCUACACGCCAGUCAAACUUACCGUGAGGAAGACGGCAGUGAAGACGAAGGCGCCAUUUCACUGAACGCCAUCAAAAACAAGUAUAAAUCAGGCGCUAACAUUACCAAAGGCGGCGCGAUUUAUUCAUCGGAUGAAGAAGGUUCUGACUUUGAAGCACGCCGGUCGAAAAAACUCGACAAGCCGAAAGCACUGAAAGACUCCGAAUCAAGCGAAGAUAGCGAUUAGUUUUCAUUUCAUUUCAUCAACUACAACUAUUAUAUAAUAUUUUAAUUAUAAUUGACCUAGUAAUCUUAA
Dalotia coriaria is the source of this 1827-nucleotide messenger RNA. It is a transcript of the gene Atu, whose product is annotated as Another transcription unit. Gene Ontology annotation, molecular function: RNA polymerase II C-terminal domain phosphoserine binding. The coding region runs from base 121 to 1758 and encodes 545 amino acids. The transcript has 6 exons. Lineage: Eukaryota; Metazoa; Arthropoda; Insecta; Coleoptera; Staphylinidae. Gene Ontology annotation, cellular component: Cdc73/Paf1 complex; nucleus. Gene Ontology annotation, biological process: transcription elongation by RNA polymerase II; positive regulation of transcription elongation by RNA polymerase II. The record is from RefSeq and is a predicted model, not a curated record.